Molecule: messenger RNA, 1935 nt
Organism: Penicillium canescens
Lineage: Eukaryota; Fungi; Ascomycota; Eurotiomycetes; Eurotiales; Aspergillaceae
Exons: 1
Coding region: 1-1935 (644 amino acids)
Source: RefSeq, a predicted model, not a curated record
AUGGAUCAGUACAGGAUUCCAGGCGGGUUCCCGCCAUCCAGCUCAGACCGCAACCUCAAGUCCACAGCAAAGAAGACCAAUGCUCAGGUUGUUGCAAGCGCCGUUCCAAACCUGGACGACGCAGAUACUGAAGAGGAGUCUGGUGAUAGUGUUUAUAGCGAUGCAGCUGAAGACAUUGACGGCGAUGGAUUUGGAUCGAUUAAUGCUAUUGUUGACAGCCGCUCAGCCCCCAGGUCGGUAUCAGCUUUGGACACCACGAGCGAGAGUCGUGACGCAACACCGAAGGCUCUAGAUCGAACUGCCAUCGUGGAUACUCAGUCGCGUGAUGUGACUGACCAGGCUGGGGAUGUGCGCUCUGUCACCCCAACUCAGGAAUCGGUCAACCGAGAGGCAGAAGAAUCUCCUUCCUCCCCGAUGAAAGCUCGCAAUCUUGAUCCUGCCUACCCAUCGCUGGCAACUAACUCGACCUUUCGCGCUCCUCAAAAUGGUAGUACCUGGACACAUCCCAACGGGAAACAACGUCCUCUGUCUGUGGCAAUUGGUCCUACAUCUCGUAUGCAAGACCCUCGAUGGUCGAGCAACGAGAAUUCUCCGCGGGAUGGCAUGAACAGACCACGUCCAGUCUCCCUUGGCCCUGCGUUCCAGAAGUCAAGACCCCCUGGGCCUCGCCGAACAAUGUCCAGUGGAAGCGAUUCUUCAAGCAGCUUCAAGCGCUCUUCUCCUCGUGGAGAUGGCAUCCAUGCAAUGCGACGAACACUGAGAGCCGGUGCUGGCCCAGCCGAGCGAAACGAGUCACCCAUUGAUUAUCGGCCCAUGUCAGCCGGUUCGUCAAAUGGCACGAUGCGCAAGACGCUUCGAGAAACAGGUGCUGGAGGCGAGCGGUAUUCGUUCUUCUCGACAAACAAAAAAGCACCAAGGGCGAAGGUCUCGAAACAGCCUCCCAAGGCAGCCAGCUCAAGCCGGUUUGCAGAUUCGGAUGGCGAGGAAGACGAAGCCCGGACGCAGACUUUCCGCAGUCGAUUUGAAUCCAGUGACGAGGACGAGCCUGGCAACAUAGCCAUGCGGCCUGUGCGCGGUAUCCCCCGUCGCCAAGGUGCCGACGAUGGCGACUCGACAGAGCUGGAUGAUAGCUCAGAAGAAGGCACCCAACAACAGACACAACCAACUGUUGCCCCCAAGUCGGUUCUCUCUCCUCCCAGAACCCGUGGUAGGAAUGAACCGAAGAGCAUGUCCGGGAUGGCAGCUGUCGCCAAACAACGCGGUAUGUCGCAAAGAGAUCUGGAAGAAUUCCUCCUGUCGCCUCCGCGUGGACGAAAGCCAGGUCUUCUCACACGACUUGGUUUGAAAAAGGAUAAGAACAUCGAACACAGAAUCCGCAAGGCAGAUGUUGAAAGUCCCUCGCGAAGAGAUACACAUCUAGAGCGAUCGCGUCUGGAACGCGAUCAAUUGCGCGAAGACAACAUUGUGAACGGAACCCAUGGGAGCACAAUUACAACCGUGACAGCAGGAAGUCCUGAACCACCCCAUUACCCCAAACUGGUGAAGAGAAACUCCAAACGAAACACCACAGGCCCGUCUUGGCCUCUCCGCCCUGAUACAGCGGACAAAGGAACCCUCCAGCCAGUACCAGAGCAGAAGCCCAGCGCUCCAUCGUCCCCUCAACAAACCGAGAAAUUUGAGCCGCAUGUCAAUGAUGCACCCGCACGCAACGGGAGUGUCCUUGUCAACGGAGAUGGUGCACGCGGUGCAUCUCCAAUUGGCAAAGAGCCCAGGCCACUUCGGCGGGAGAGCAGGACAGAUUCAAACAAUGACAUUGCCACCGAGAUCACGAAUCCGGAUGACCAUGGGCCUUCUGCACGCGAUGUUGUGAUUGCCGGUUCUGGGCGGAAGAAACGAUUCCCUCUUCUCAGGAAGGCGUUCGGUCUGAAGGCUUGA